This is a messenger RNA of Trichoderma aggressivum f. europaeum, 1203 nucleotides long. RefSeq lists its product as uncharacterized. The transcript has a single exon. Lineage: Eukaryota; Fungi; Ascomycota; Sordariomycetes; Hypocreales; Hypocreaceae. Bases 1 to 1203 code for a protein of 400 amino acids. The record is from RefSeq and is a predicted model, not a curated record.
AUGGCGCCGGCGGUGGUGAGUGCCGACCAAGGCCUUACCGGCACGGCGACCGUCAAUGUCAUCGACACGGACAAGUUCCCAGCAGAUGGGCCUCUCCUCCAGGGAGCCCGCGUCUUUGCCCGACUCGCCAAGCGAACCAAUGAUCCAUCCAAGGGCGUGCUCGACCCUCACGACAUCAACAACGUCGGCUUCUUCUUCCUCUUCGCGCUCAUCGGCAUCGCCUUUGUCGCCACUGGCAUCUGGUUCUUCUUCUACGCCAAGAACGGCGGCAUUGUCUUCAAGGAUGACGAUUGGGACGACUACAAGUCUACGGUUCUGCGUCGCAGGGGACCCAACGGCACGGUUCUGUCUGGAGCCACCGAGUCGACUGAUCUGGGAGGCGGCAGCGUUUACAAGCGAUACGACGACGACGAUGAUGACCGGAGAACCGCAAUCACGGACAGCACGUACCUGACUGGCAUUACGGCGGGCGCCAGUGACAUCUUCGCCCGCGAGAAGCGCAAGAAGAAGAAGGAGGCCCGCGAAGCCGAACGCAGAAAGCGACGCGGCGAGAAGGGCAAAUCGACGGAGACUACUGCGUUUGAGGGCGUCCAGGACGACAAGGCGGAGCGCGAGGCCAAGAAGCACCUGCGCAGCUACCGUCACGAAAAGGCGGCUCGCGUUGGCGGAAUCAACAAGGAGGCCGAAGGCUCUGAGUGGGAAGGAUCCACGAACGCGGCGGAGUCUUCGGUCGGCGCCACGUCAGAACUGCUCGCGAACCAGGAACCCACGCCCACCUCGGAGCCACCUCCCAAGACGUCUGCUCCCCCCAAGUCGACGCCCAAGAGCGGCGGCAUCCGAAAGGUGUACUCGACCGCUGACCGGAGAGAGAGCAAGGAGGCGGAGCGGGAGCGUGCCGAGGCCCGAAAGCUGCGGGCCGCCAACAGGGUUGCCCAGCGGGACUUUGGAUACCAGAGGGCGGCGGGCGCGGUGACCAACAGCCAGCUGAGCGAGAGCCUGCUCUCGGGCAGCGGCACGGGCGACUCGACGACGCUGGGCGAGAGCAGCAUCCCCGAGGAGGAGAGCGAGGUCGGCACCAAGAGCUACCACCACCCCAUGCCGGAGCUCAAGGAGCAGCGGCGGAGGGAGAGAGAGGAGCGUAGGGCGAGGCGCAGCAAGAGCGGAUACCGACGUGGAAAUACGGAUGAGAAUACCGAUGUGUAA